AUUUUGUUCUGUAUAACAGCUUUCCAAAACUUCCUUUUAUUGCAGCUUCCGAUCAAAACCAGCCAGCAGAAUACUCACACCAAAGUCAGCACGGAACAUAACAAGGAAUGUCUCAUCAACAUUUCCAAGUAUAAGUUCUCUCUGGUUAUUAGCGGCCUCACAAAUAUCUUAAAAAAUGUUAACAACAUGAGAAUAUUUAGUGAAGCUGCUGAAAAGAACUUGUAUCUUUCUCAGUUGAUUAUUUUGGAUACACUGGAAAAGUGUCUUGCUGGGCAACCCAAAGACACCAUGCGGCUGGAUGAGACAAUGUUGGUCAAGCAGCUGUUGCCAGAGAUCUGCCAUUUCAUCCACACCUACCGUGAAGGGAAUCAACAUGCUACAGAGCUACGCAAUUCUGCCUCUGGGGUUCUCUUUUCUCUCAGCUGCAACAAUUUUAAUGCGGUGUUCAGCCGUAUCUCUACCAGGUGA
Messenger RNA from Protobothrops mucrosquamatus (brown spotted pit viper), 468 nucleotides. RefSeq names its product neurofibromin-like. The record is from RefSeq and is a predicted model, not a curated record. NCBI's taxonomy places the organism in Eukaryota, Metazoa, Chordata, Lepidosauria, Squamata, Viperidae. The transcript has 3 exons. The annotation marks the transcript as partial.